This is a messenger RNA of Eublepharis macularius, 6538 nucleotides long. It is a transcript of the gene SLC9A4, whose product is annotated as solute carrier family 9 member A4. Lineage: Eukaryota; Metazoa; Chordata; Lepidosauria; Squamata; Eublepharidae. The coding region runs from base 90 to 2615 and encodes 841 amino acids. Gene Ontology annotation, biological process: proton transmembrane transport; sodium ion transport; regulation of pH. Gene Ontology annotation, molecular function: sodium:proton antiporter activity. The transcript is spliced from 12 exons. The record is from RefSeq and is a predicted model, not a curated record. Gene Ontology annotation, cellular component: membrane.
UGCAAUCAAUAGCAGAAAAAAAUAACACUCUAAGUGUAUGCCUACAGAAUGUUCUUCAUACAGAAUCCAAAGCAGUUAAUCUUUUCAACAUGGGAAUUCCGAUACUUGUGUGUCUGAAUGUUUUGUGCUGGCUGCUGUUGCCCUCAGUCAAGGAGGGUUCUUUUGCUGCUGCAUCUUUGGAUCUGUCGCAUGGUAAUUCUACCUCUUCCCACGGUCCUGGCCCAUUGGAUGACACUGGAUCAGGGAGAGAUGAAAGGCUUCAUAUCUUCACAGUUGAUUUCCAAUAUGUGCAAAUCCCUUAUGAAGUUACCCUUUGGAUACUCUUGGCUUCCCUUGCAAAAAUAGGUUUCCACCUGUACCAUCGACUGCCCCACUUCAUGCCAGAGAGCUGCAUCCUCAUUGCGAUAGGUGCCUUGGUUGGUGGGAUUAUUUUUGGCACUGAUCACAAAUCCCCGCCGGUCAUGACUACAAACAUUUACUUCCUGUACCUCCUCCCACCCAUUAUCCUGGAGGGAGGGUAUUUUAUGCCUACCCGUCCCUUCUUUGAAAAUUUUGGAUCCAUCCUUUGGUGGUCCGCUAUGGGAUCCCUCAUAAAUGCCUUUGGGAUUGGAUUCUCAAUUUACGGGAUUUGCCAGAUUGCAGCGUUCGGCCUCCAAGACGUGAACUUGCUUGAUAGCCUGCUGUUUGGCAGCAUGAUCUCAGCUGUGGAUCCAGCAGCAGUCUUGGCCGUGUUUGAAGAGAUGUCCGUCAAUGAACAGCUUUAUAUGAUGAUAUUUGGGGAAUCAUUGUUAAAUGAUGGGAUAACUGUGGUCUUAUACAACAUCUUCAUUAGUUUUACUCAGAUGCACCAAUAUGAAGACAUCGAGCCAAUUGACAUCUUGGCUGGAUUUGCACGCUUCUUCGUGGUGGGUCUUGGUGGGCUGCUGUUUGGCAUCGUCUUUGGGCUCGUAGCAGCAUUCGCAACCCGAUUCACACAGAACGUUUCUGCGAUUGAACCACUCCUUGUUUUCAUGUUCAGCUAUUUGUCAUACUUAGCUGCAGAGACCAUUUACGUUUCCGGCAUCUUGGCGAUAACUGCAUGUGCAGUGACGAUGAAAAAAUAUGUGGAGGAGAAUGUGUCCCCAAAUUCCUAUACAACGAUAAAGUACUUCAUGAAGAUGCUAAGCAGCAUUAGCGAGACGUUAAUAUUUGUGUUCAUGGGUGUGUCCACAGUUGGACGGAACCACGAAUGGAACUGGGCCUUUGUUUGCUUCACGCUGGUCUUCUGUAUGCUUUGGAGAGCCCUAAGUGUGCUUUUUCUGUUUUGCAUCAGCAACAAGUUCCGGACUUACCGAUUCACUCUUAAAGACCAGCUUAUCAUCAUCUACAGUGGUGUACGAGGAGCCAGCAGUUUCUCACUUGCAUUUUUGCUCCCUGUAGUAUUCUUCCCUAGAAAGAAAAUGUUUAUUACUUCUACUAUUGUAGUUAUAUAUUUUACAGUCUUUAUCCAGGGAAUUACCAUCAGACCACUGGUAAAAUACCUUGGGGUUAAGAAGACCAAUAAGAAAGAGUCCAUCAAUGAAGAAAUUCAUGUGCGACUGAUGGACCAUUUCUGUGCUGGAAUUGAAGAUAUAUGCGGACAUUGGAGCCAUUACCAACUGAGAGAUAAAUUUAAGAAGUUUGACAACAGAUUCCUGAAGAAGAUCCUAAUACGCAAGCACCAGCCUAAAUCUAGCCUUGUUUCCUUAUAUAAGAAAAUGGAACUAAAGCAAGUCAUCGAGAUGGUAGAGAGUGGGGUGAUGAAGCCAACUCCUUCUCAAACACCUGCUCUGAUAUAUACAAAUCAAAGGACACAAAGACUUUUCCCCGAAGAGGCGGAGUCCAUGCGGAAUAUGCUGGCACAUAAUCUGUAUCAAGUGAGGCAAAGGACCCUAUCAUACAACAGGCACAGCCUUGCUGACAAUGCAAAUCAAGAGCAAGCUAAAGAAAUCUUCAUUCGGCGCCAGCACAGUCAGAGACAGGCCAUCAAGAAAGGACACAGCCUACCCUGGGGAGGGCAGGCUGCUCUCAGAAACAUGCGUUAUUUGUCUCUCCCUUUUGGCAACCCUCAAUCAGGUAGAAGGGAAGGCAGGAAUGAUGACUUAACAGGUGACUACAGCAGUGAUUCCGAGUCUGUUUUUAGUAUGCCCAGUUCACGACCUCGGUCAGGUUUACAUCAAAAAAACCGGCAACAGCAGGAAAUAUUUCCCAUGAAACAGCUACACUCAAGAGCUGGACCAGCAGGCCUUAAAGGUCAGGGGAGAAGAGCAAAUGCGUUGGCUAAAAUAUGUGUAGUAGAAAAACCACUGUUACCCCUAAAGCCUCAAAUUAAUGCAGUGCUCGAAAAUGAUAUUCAAGAAAAUGAGUCUGAAGAUGAAACAGACAGACCAGCACUCCCUUCAACACCCUCUGUCCAUUGGACAGCAGACACCAGAAAUGAAAGACACUUCCCUUCAACACCCUCUGUCCAUUGGACAGCAGACACCAGAAAUGAAAGACACUUCCCUUCAACGCCCUCCGUCCAUUGGACAGCAGACACCAGAAAUGAAAGACACUUCAGUGCAGCAAAAAGAUACUUCCAUGGAAGAAAAGAGUGAUUAUUUCCCCCCUUCCACAGAACAGAUUGUAGUUUUCAUUCUAUCAGAAAAUUUUGAAGAUUUCCUGAUUCCAGUUUAGCUGAUUUUUUAAAUUUUAUUAUUUGAUUUCUAACCCGCCCUCCCCACAAGUGGGCUCAGGGCAGGUUACAUCAAGCGAAGAUACAAUUUAAAACCACAAUGAGGUCAUCAGAAUUUAAAACCAACAAUAAACAUCAGGGCUUUAUAGGUCAAAGCCAAAACCUUGAGGUAUCCAGUAUCACCACAAGGCUCCUGACUGCUGGAAUGGGCACAAGUGGCACCUCAUCAAAGGUUGGAAGCCGGAUCCCCAAACCCAAGGGCCCACAAUCCAAGUACAGGAUCUCCAUCUUCAUGAGAUUUAGCUUCAGCCAACUCCGUUUCACCCAUCCAGACAUGGCCUCCAAGGCUCUAAUCAGUACCUCCGGGGACAAGUCCAGCCAGCUGUCUACCAACAGAUCCAACUGGGGAAAUGAUGUGAAAUAUUUACACAAUUAGCUAUUGUGGGGAAAUUAAAAUGCUUGUUACCUGAUUGCCAGCAAUGGCAAAUUGUUUGUGCUUUGUCUAAUUAUGAAGAAGUCCCACCUAUUUAAUGGAAUCUAACAAUAGAUUUAUACUUUCAGUCUUCCAGCUUUAAACUGAGCUUUUUCCUGGUAAAUGCCAGAGGGGACAGAAAAAGUCAGGUGGGAGGUGUUGUGUUUAGCAGCAACAGCAGCCAGUGGGAGUUCCAAAGAGUUCCAAGAACUCUUUGGAAGAUCCAGGGAUAGACUGAUGUACUCAAAUAACAAAACACAUUCCAAUUUGACAUUGGGUGUAGCUCUCUUGAGAUGAAGAAGUAGUACAGGCUCUUGCCUAAAGGCUUUGUGUAUAUUGCAAGAACUCUAUACUACAAAACUUCUUUACAGCUGGUUGAAUAUUGCUGGAAUAGACCACUCUGCCAUAUUGUUGACUGCUGAAAAAUUCAGGAAGAGAUAGUGGAUGAUACAAACUCUCAGUAAAAUAGAGUUUUAAAGAUGUCAUUGUAUUCCUGUGGUCUGACUUCAUGUGAAAUUAUAAAUUCAAUGCAAUGUUCUGAUCCAGAAAGAGUUGCUUAGCCCUAUGUCUUCAGUGGCAUCUCUCACAUGCCUACGUGUACUGAUUUGCUCAUCUAGAUAAUUGCUUUGACUUCUUUGGUUCUUCUCCACCAUUUGGUUACAUAUAGAGGCACUGAUCACAUAGUGGAAAAAACCUUAAACCUUAAUUGGUUUCAAGUACAAUGGAAGUAGGUGUUCCAUGACAAGUGCUACAUGUCUGCAGUAUUGGGCAAAUGUCGAAAGGCCAGUAAGGGAUGUGCUGUGGGAUCUAUCUGAUAACCCAGAUGAGCUUUACUGCCUCCUCCUACAUCUUCCACUUACAUAAAUAUAUUUGUGGAAUAGUUCAUUGGUGUUUUGUAAUAGGUCUUUCUUUUAAAUAAAGCACCACUUGCAUUUUCUGCAUUCUGAAAAGAGGCCUGGAAAAUAGAUAUCCAUCCCUGCACAUUUUUUAAAGCAUGGUGAGACAAGAAAAAAAAGAAUCUUGCCUCUCAUCCACAGAUGUUUAGAGUGCAAACAGUUCAAUAGACAGGAAGGAGCGAGGCAAAGAAAAGUACGCAGACAGUAUCGAGCAACCACAACGUCUGCCUGGAGUGAUAUGUUAAACACAAUUAAAGGAUCCAGAGAUGAAGCUGUAAAAUUGAACCACUGCCUAAUAGAAAUCAUGGAAAGUAACCCCUGAUUAAAUAGUAACUGACAGUCAAGCUCUGCAAUAUAGAUGCAGUUCUAAAGUGGAAGAGUAAAUUGCACUGUCUAGAAUUGUCAUAUUAUAUACCAUACGCUGAAGACAAUCAAGUAGCAAAGAUAAGAUUUAGAAUACAACAGAAACAAAAUAUAUCUGAUAGUGGUUUCUUCAAACCAUUCUUCUAGCUUGUGCCUGUAAAGGAAACAGCCUCAUGGAGGGGGCAGGCUGGGGCAGACUUUCUAGUACCAGAAUUUGUCAUGGUGAACAAUAGGAAUCAUAGAGUUGGAAGGGGUCUUACAGACCAUUUAGUCCAAACCCCUGCCCAAUGCAGGAACAGCCUAAAGCAUCCCCUACAAAUAUUUGUCCAGUUGUUCCUUAAAGACUGCCAAUGAGGGGGAACCCACCACAUCCCUAGGCAAUUUAGGUACUUUGUAAGAGGGAUACUAGAGAUAACACCUUUACAUUUCCUGUUGCAUCGGGGUAGAAAGCACCAAUAGCUCCUUCUACCUAUUACUUUUCUGGGUUUAUUGUGAGGCAGUGCUAAAUGAGUGAACAGGAGAUAGGCAGAAAAACCAACUCUAAUGCAGACAUGGCGAGGUGACAUCAGUCUGAACUUUGGCAGUGGCUAUGAAUAUGGAAUACUCUUUAUUUCAUAAGGCAGGAAAUAAGAAAAAGGUAUGUGUUUAUAACAGCUGCACUGAAUCUGUAGAGUUGCUGUAAAAAAAACCAAGGGAUUAUCUUGCCUAUACACAGUAGGGAGGGUGGGGGGAAGAAUGUUAGUAUUGAUUUGGAAAGGAAACCAGAUUGGCAGAUUCCCAAUCUAAAUUGAAAUAUAAUUUUUGAAAGAACACUUAGUUCCAUUAUCAGCUGUUAUCCUAAAUUGCACUGCAAUUACCCUGAUUUGCAAAAGCCUGAAAGCUGGUGUUUUUUUUACAGCUUUUAAGAAUAGGCAGUUGUGAAAGAGUAUUAGCUACUAGGUUACAUUGUUUCUUGAUCUAGAGGUUCAGGGGAGGCCUUGGUUAACCUGAUGGAUACUGAGCUAAGUAGUGCACACUGGAAAUCCUCUGUUAGGCCUUACUCUGUGUCAGGCAGCUGUCAAUUUCUCCAAACCUAAGACCACAUUUAACUCCAACCUGAACUUUAUUUUUUUUAAUCAAAAAUCUCACAAUUUCCUCUAUACACCUAGAUCUGUCUUCUCCCUUUUUUCAUCUCUUUUCAUUUCUCUCCCUCUUUUGUCUCCUCCCUUUGCCCUGUGUAGAAUGUAGUUGUGUUCACAUAGUCCACACAGAGACGAAGCUGAUAUUUGUGGCUCUUGUGACUGAUCAACUGCAAACUGACUAUAUGACUAGCAUAAUAAUUAAACCUGCCAGAGCAUGGAUUAAAUUUGAACCCAAAGUGCAAGAAUGAAACGUUUGUUAUGGCUUUGUGUUUGAUUUCAAGCUGGUUUCUCAGGGGUCAUCCACAAGUACUGAAUUAUCCCUAAGAUACCCAUAGCACGUAACAGACUGAAAUCUACUGCAUUACUCAUUUUUCUUUCCCAUCAAGUCAAGUGUUCUAGUAAGUCACUUCUUGUUUUGUGUAUGAAACUCAAUUUGAUAAAGUCACAGAAGUCUGGUACACAGAACUCUUUCUUGUGUGGUUUUCCUGGCAUAUAGGCAAAAGUAGUAGCACUGCCAUGUUAGCAAACAAAAAGUAUGGGGUUCAUGCACAUGCAACUCUGCCAAAGGCUUGCAAUGAGCCUUACCAGCCAUUGAAAUUAUUAGUUCUAGGGCCUGGAUGGGACCUGGAAGUACACCUUAGGGAGUAGGGUCCAGAGAGUUUUAAGGAUGGAGCCAGAAGCCAAAGCACCAUCUGGUGGGUCUUGGCAUGUCCAUGGACACAUCCUGCAGCUUUUGUGUGGGAUCUGAGGACACAGCCAAUAGCAGAACUCUGAACCACUCCUAGUGAUUUAGACCUCAUGCAAAUUCCCAGAGAUUGUCAGCCAAUUGGAGUCCCUGGAACUCCACUGAGCCAGUCUCAGAGCGGGACCACAAGUGACGCCUGACACAGGUUGGACACGUGCCAGCUUCCCUCAAGUUUUGAUGGGAAAUGUAGGCAGCUUGGUGGAAUAUUGGACAAGUGACAGUUGAAAAGUCCAUUGGACAGCAGUCAGA